CUCCACCUCUGCCUCCCGCCCCCAGGGCCAAAGUACAAAGGGAGGAGGAAGAAGGGAACGGGGUCGGAGCCGUCUGGGCCAAAGCCACCAAGGCUGGGAAGAGGCAGGUUCGGCCCUACUGGGGACUCUCUGCCCGCUACAUGUAAAGGCCCAGCCGAGUCCAGGCUCUGCCCCUGGCAGGCCCCACCUUACACUUGGAGGGCGCUGGAGCCAACCUCCAAAGAGUACUCCAGGACCGAGGGACUCUUGGGCCCCUACAAGCCAGCCAUGGUGAGGCACCGGAGGCCCCGGGGCCCCACCCCUCCAGCCUGACUACACUGCUCCAGGUGCCCUCUUCCAGAAGCCGGAGAUGCGGGGGGCCGGGAGACAACACUCCUGGCUCCCCAGAGAGGCGUGGGUCUGGGGCUGAGGGCCAGGGCCCGGAUGCCCAGGUUCCGGCAUUAGGGCCUUGGCAGUCAGCGGGGGUGGGGACCACAGGGAGGUCCCCCACACAUUCCAGUGCCAGCUCCUGGCCAUGGAGCCCUUGAAGAACCUCUUCCUCAAGAGUCCUCUGGGAUCAUGGAAUGGCAGUGGCAGUGGGGGCAGCGGGGGUGGUGGCGGAGGCCGGGCAGAGGGGUCCCCGAAGGCAGCGGCAUAUGCCAACCCUGUGUGGACAGCCCUGUUCGACUACGAGCCCAAUGGGCAGGACGAGCUUGCCCUGCGGAAGGGAGACCGUGUGGAAGUGCUGUCCCGGGAUGCAGCCAUCUCAGGAGAUGAGGGCUGGUGGGCAGGCCAGGUGGGUGGCCAGGUAGGCAUCUUUCCAUCCAACUAUGUGUCUCGGGGUGGCGGCCCGCCCCCCUGCGAGGUGGCCAGCUUCCAGGAGCUGCGGCUGGAGGAGGUGAUUGGAAUUGGUGGCUUCGGCAAGGUCUACCGUGGCAGCUGGCGAGGGGAGCUGGUGGCUGUGAAGGCAGCUCGCCAGGAUCCUGAUGAGGACAUCAGUGUGACUGCUGAGAGCGUUCGCCAGGAGGCCCGGCUUUUCGCCAUGCUGGCACAUCCCAACAUCAUUGCCCUCAAGGCUGUGUGCUUGGAGGAGCCGAACCUAUGCCUGGUGAUGGAGUAUGCAGCUGGUGGGCCCCUCAGCCGUGCCCUGGCUGGGCGGCGUGUGCCACCCCAUGUGCUGGUCAACUGGGCCGUGCAGAUUGCCCGUGGGAUGCACUACCUGCACUGUGAGGCCCUGGUACCUGUCAUCCACCGCGACCUCAAGUCCAACAACAUUCUGCUGCUGCAGCCCAUUGAAGGAGAUGACAUGGAACACAAGACCCUGAAGAUCACUGACUUUGGUCUGGCUCGAGAGUGGCAUAAAACCACGCAAAUGAGUGCUGCAGGCACCUAUGCCUGGAUGGCUCCUGAGGUUAUCAAGGCCUCCACCUUCUCUAAGGGCAGCGAUGUCUGGAGCUUUGGGGUGCUGCUGUGGGAACUGCUGACUGGGGAAGUGCCUUACCGUGGUAUCGACUGUCUUGCUGUGGCCUAUGGUGUAGCUGUUAACAAGCUCACACUGCCCAUCCCGUCCACCUGUCCAGAACCCUUCGCACAGCUCAUGGCCGACUGCUGGGCACAGGACCCUCACCGCAGGCCCGACUUCGCCUCCAUCCUGCAGCAGUUGGAGGCGCUAGAGGCGCAGGUCCUGCGGGAAAUGCCGCGGGACUCCUUCCAUUCGAUGCAAGAAGGCUGGAAACGAGAGAUCCAGGGCCUCUUCGAUGAGCUGCGGGCGAAGGAAAAGGAACUACUGAGCCGCGAGGAGGAGCUGACACGAGCGGCGCGCGAGCAGCGAUCACAAGCCGAACAGCUACGGCGGCGCGAGCACCUAUUGGCUCAGUGGGAGCUAGAGGUGUUUGAGCGCGAGCUGACGCUGCUGCUGCAGCAAGUGGACCGCGAACGGCCGCACGUCCGCCGUCGCCGCGGCACCUUCAAGCGCAGCAAGCUCCGGGCGCGUGACGGCGGCGAGCGCAUCAGCAUGCCCCUGGAUUUCAAGCACCGCAUCACCGUGCAGGCCUCACCUGGCCUUGACAGGAGAAGAAACGUCUUUGAGGUUGGGGCUGGGGAUUCGCCGACCUUCCCCCGGUUCCGGGCCAUCCAGUUGGAACCUGCAGAACCUGGACAGGCAUGGGGCCGCCAGUCUCCCCGUCGUCUGGAGGACUCAAGCAAUGGAGAGCGACGAGCUUGCUGGGCCUGGGGUCCCAGUUCUCCCAAACCUGGAGAGGCCCAGAAUGGGAGGAGAAGGUCCCGCAUGGAUGAAGCCGCGUGGUACCUGGAUUCAGAUGACUCUUCCCCCUUAGGAUCUCCUUCCACACCCCCAACACUCAAUGGUAACCCCGCACGGCCCAGCCCAGAGCCCGAAGAGCCGCGGAGGCCGGGACCAGCCGAGCGCGGCAGCAGCUCCGGGACGCCCAAGCUGAUCCAGCGGGCGCUGUUGCGCGGCACCGCCUUGCUCGCCUCCCUAGGCCUCGGCCGAGACCUGCAGCCACCUGGGGGUCUGGGCCGCGAGCGCGGAGAGCCCCCAACAGUGACCCCUGUGCCGGUGACCUCCCCAUGCCCCACAGAGCCUCCUGCCUCCCCGAUCGGCUGCCUCUCUCCCAAGACGCAGGAUGCCCGAGGCCUUUCCACCCCUGGGCCCCUGCUGCUGGACCUGGGUGUCCCCACCGGCCAGCCGUCAGCCAAGAGUGCCCGGCGGGAGGAGACACGUGGAGGCACUGUCUCACCCCCACCAGGAAUAUCACGCUCUGCUCCCGGCACCCCGGGCACUCCACGCUCACCACCCCUGGGCCUCAUCAGCCGACCUCGGCCCUCACCCCUUCGCAGCCGCAUUGACCCGUGGAGCUUCGUGUCAGCUGGACCACGGCCUUCACCCUUGCCCUCACCACAGCCUGCGCCCAGACGGGCACCUUGGACCUUGUUCCCAGAUUCAGAUCCUUUCUGGGACUCCCCACCUGCCAACCCCUUCCGAGGAGGCCCCCAGGACUGCAGGGCGCAGACCAAAGACAUGGGUGCCCAAGCCCCAUGGGCACCAGAGGCCGGCCCUUGAGUGGGCCAGGCCGUCUUCUGUCCCACCUGCCAUGGAGGAGCCACAGCAUACACUGGAACAGGAGCCAGGCACACAUCUGGAGCUGCUUGGUUUCCCCCAGAGACUCCGCCCCCUGUUGGGGGUCAGGAACACUACACUGCACAGGAAGCCAUCACACUGGAUGGGGGGCCUGCACCCCCCCCCAAUUUAUGACCUAUAGGUCCCCUUGACUUAUUUGCCCCACUGGGGCCUGACACUGUACCCAGCUGGUUGGGAGGACCAGAGCCUGUCUCAGGGAAUUGCCCCCAGGGUGUAGGGAGGAGGGAGGUGCAGGGGAGGGGCCAGCCUCAGCUGUCACCAGCACUUUUGACCAAGUCCUGCUACUGUGGCCCCUGCCCCAAGGGCUUAGUGCCUGGGCCCCCUGCCCUGGGGGUCAGUGGGGCCGGGGCUCUCUGGGUGCCUUCCUGCUACCCCAGCCAGGGUGGGGGCCCUGGUCUUGGGAUCCAAUGAAGCCAAAUAAACUGGUAAGCUGUCUCUCCAAA
Molecule: messenger RNA, 3582 nt
Organism: Marmota flaviventris (yellow-bellied marmot)
Lineage: Eukaryota; Metazoa; Chordata; Mammalia; Rodentia; Sciuridae
Gene: Map3k11
Product: mitogen-activated protein kinase kinase kinase 11
Biological process (GO): positive regulation of apoptotic process; microtubule-based process; protein phosphorylation
Cellular component (GO): centrosome
Molecular function (GO): JUN kinase kinase kinase activity; ATP binding; protein binding
Source: RefSeq, a predicted model, not a curated record